AUGCAAGUCGGAGCUUGGAGCUGGAGCGGUGGCGAUGGGGUUGACGCGGGCCAACGUUCAGACUCGGUCGAGACAAAGCCGCGGCCGUCACGGGGGCCCCCGGCAUCAGAAAGAAACAGCCAUUCGCAGGAGGGAGAAAUGGCGAGGAUCGCUUCAGGAACACCACCGGAACCGGCAGUGUUCGGACCGCCCCAAAACCCAAACCUUGCCGGUCAAGACGACGGCGCUGGGGGCGCGGAGAAGGGAUUUUUCUGUCGGGUGUGCGGGGAGCGCGUGACGUCGCUCUCCGAGGAGAAGCACAACACCUCGACGCUGCACAUUUUCAACCAGCAACACAGGCCACAGGGGAGGAAGGUGCAAAUCCACGAAAGCAACAAGGGUUUCCAGCUGCUCGCGGGCAUGGGCUGGAAGCUUGACGAGGGCCUCGGUUCCCGGAAGCAGGGCCGCGUGAACCCCCUACAGACCACGUUCAAGCGGGACACGACCGGCCUGGGGGCCGGCGGAAAGCUUCGCCCCCGCGUCACCCACUUCCCUUCGCACUUCCCGUCCCAGGCGCUCAACGCUCCGGACGGGAAGAGCGACGCGGUAAGGGCGCACGAGAGGCUCGACCGGGGACGGCUCGGCGGCUGCGGAGGCAGACGGCGGCGCGCCCGGGAUGGUGGUGGGUGUAGUGGCAACCGGUUUGACGCUUCAGGCGAAUCGAGCGGCGUUAACGCCGAACCCUCUGCGAGGGGAGGAGGGGGAGGACCUGCGGGCGACUCAUGGGGCGGGUUUUGGGGGCAGGGAACACAUUCAGGCAGUGGCAGCGGUGACAGCGGCGGCGGCGGCGGCGGCGGAUGCCGUUCUACGGGUGAAGGCAUUGCUAGCUCGGGGGGGGCAGGGCGAAGAGAAGGGAGAGGCAAGAGUGGACACGAGACGGGCUCUUUCCUGACUAGGAGGGAACGCGAGGCGGAGUCGGAGCGGGAGAGACAGAAAGAGCGCAGGACGAGGUUCGAACUCCUUUCUGACGUGCCGGAAGAAUACGCCGCCCUUUUCACGGGCUGAGGAUCGAAGUACUUCCAACUGGUCUACAACUCGCUGCAGCUGCUGCAGCUGGUUACUGCUGGUCUUGUAUGGAUACGCACUAAACGGCCGAGAUUUGGCCGUCUAGGUUGGGCUUGGUGGUGUAUGCUGAGAAGUUCGAGGUGCUGCGGUUGCUGCUACCUUAACUAGACUGCAUCAAGUCGACCAUUCUGGCCAUCUUGGCUACUACUGUGAAAGGGCGAUGGACCAGAGAGCCUGACUUAUCACGGAUAUGCCUGUUGAUGCGUUGGUGCUGUGAUUGUUUGGGAGCAAAAUGUUCAUCAGGUCGUUGAAGUUCGUACUCGCAUUUGCGUCCCUUUGCCCGCGGAUAGGGAUACGUCCUGGACCCCCGCUUCUUCUCUUACUGUGUCGAUAGCAUGCGUUUCUAAACACCUAAGACUAUGCUGAUAAGCCUUCAGCCCAUCAGGCUCUAUGCUGCUUGAACGUCCAGGAAAAGCGGUCUCCUUUGAGACGAUUCAUGGGAUAGAUGUUGGUGUGCGUGAGUUGUGAGACUGUCGGCACUGCGAGUGCUGGAAGUCCUUCCACCAAGAAGGGCGUGUGCAGUGCGUGCCUCGCUCCCAGUGGUCCAGCCACCUAGACUACUAGACUACUGUCUGUUUAGUGCAGCAACGAAGAGUAGUUGCUUGGGAACAUGGAGUUGGAGAAGCGGUGAACGGACCACGUACAGAUGAUCUGGCGCUCCGAUAUGGAGCAGGGGUGGUCAGUUCCUCACCGCAUCCAGAACCCAGCACGCAACAAGAUACAUACGCAGUCUUCACAUGGUUGUGCCCUACGUCGCUUGGCGAGCUAUGGUCUAGACUACUCAUCAUUCAUCGAUUCUCCUU
Messenger RNA from Ectocarpus sp. CCAP 1310/34, 1907 nucleotides. NCBI's taxonomy places the organism in Eukaryota, Phaeophyceae, Ectocarpales, Ectocarpaceae. The record is from the annotation of a GenBank genome assembly.